ACACAGCUACUCUGCACAUUGGAGGGGGAACUCAUGCUCACAGGAAGCCUCUGCGCACAUGAAGAGCGAGAGAGAGAGUAAAAGAGAAAAAACAGACAACGCCUGCUGCCGGUCACAGCAGAAUACAUAAAGUGCCUCCUCAUGAACACAUGCAGCUAAAAAGCUCCUUUCUUAACUGGGUGGAUCGUUUCUGAGUGUCUGUCGGUGAAGUGACAGGGCAAAAUGUCUCGACGGGACCAGAGGUUUCGGAGAGGAAUGAAAGGACGGUGUUCUGAAUGUGGCUGCAUCCUGUCACACUGGUACUAUGAAAGAGAGGGACAGCUCUACUGUAAGAAGCACUACUGGGCCCGAUACGGAGAGCACUGCCACGGCUGUAAAGAGACCAUCGCAACAGGACUCAUUAUGGUUGCUGGAGAGCAGAAGUACCACCCUGAAUGCUUCAUCUGUAUGAGCUGUGAAAUGUUCAUUGGAGACGGAGACACCUACACGCUUGUCGAACGCACAAAACUGUACUGCGGCCACUGUUUCUGUCAGGGCAUUGAAUCAGCAGCGGGGUCAGCUUCACCACUCACCAAGAGUCGGCACAUGGUGGCGUUGGUGUCUCUUCCUCCCCAUGCAGGUGGCCGACGAGGCCUGACUGUAGCCACAGACUUCAACCAAGAAAAAGGCUCUGCUGUCACUGUGACAGAGUUAGACUCAGCUGCCCUCAACUCUGAUCUGCUGUCCUCUGUCCACACUGGUGACCGAGUACUGGAGGUAAACGGAAUCCCCGUCCACAACAUUUCCCCAGAUGAGAUAAACUCUGUGAUCCAGGACACAAACAGACCACUGCAGCUGACCAUUGAACACAACCCGCAGUCUGCUGUUGACCCCCUUCGCUCAAACAAUCACCAGGACGACAUCAACUGUCCUGACCCAUGUGUCCGUGACAAACUUUCCUCAACCCACAAACUCCCCAGUCUGGAGGAAGAGCCAAGUCCAGGGGAGGAAGCAGGUGAACCGGGAGUGAACCUCAGGAUGAGCAUCUCACCUCCUCAGCACCAAGGAAACAUGGGAAUGCGAUCCAGACACAUUCUGCGCAGCUGUAGUAUAGACAAGUGUCCUCUGUCCCCUGGAGCCCUGUCGCUUUUAUCUCGGAGAGACAUGGUUCGCUCAGAGUCUCUUCGUGUGGACCCUGGAGAACGGACCCAUCGCAUCUUCAGACCGUCAGACCUCAUCCAUGGAGAAGUGCUUGGAAAGGGCUUCUUUGGACAGGCUGUCAAGGUGACGCACCAAGAGACAGGGGAGGUGAUGGUGAUGAAAGAGUUGAUAAGAUUUGACGAAGAGACACAGAAGACUUUCUUAAAGGAGGUGAAAGUGAUGCGCUGUCUGGACCACCCCAAUGUUCUAAAGUUCAUCGGUCUGUUUUAUAAAGACAAACGAAUAAACUUUGUCUCUGAAUACAUCCAAGGGGGAACUCUACGAGAGACCAUCGCAAAAAUGGACAAGGAUUUUCCAUGGAAUAUAAGAGUGGGUUAUGCCAAAGACAUUGCAGCUGGAAUGGCCUAUCUGCACUCCAUGAAUGUUAUCCACCGAGAUCUGAACUCACACAACUGCCUGGUCAAAGAGAACCAGUCUGUGGUGGUGGCAGAUUUUGGACUCGCCCGGUUGGUGAGGGAGGAGAGAAAUCAGAGCAGAACAUCCUCUCUGGAAAGACCUCCAAAGGGGACACUGUCAGAGCUCCGCAGGCCUGACCGGAGGAAGCGCUACACCGUGGUAGGAAACCCCUACUGGAUGGCUCCUGAGAUGAUUAAUGGGAAAAGCUAUGACGAACGGGUGGACAUCUUUUCAUUUGGUAUCAUGAUAUGUGAGGUAAUAGGUAGAGUGAAUGCUGACCCUGACUACCUUCCCCGGACGAACGACUUUGGGCUGAAUGUAGCUGGUUUCCUGCAGCAGUACCACCCUCCACAGUGCCCCUCGGCCUUCCUGCCACUGAGUGUCCUCUGCUGUGACAUGGAUGCUGAUAAACGUCCUUCCUUUUCAAAGCUGGAGGAGUGGCUGGAGAACCUGCUAAUGCACCUGGACAUCGGCCUGCCUCUGCUCUCUGAGAUAGAGCAACUCCGCAGAGCCUUUUGGCAGAAUCACAACCACCAAAACCACUGUCACAACCAAGACAAGACCUGUGAUUCUCAUGAACAAACACACUGUUCACCACAGAGCCCCGAACCCGAGCAACAUUUGGACGAUGCAAAUAACCACAUAGAAUCUGAUCACCUCACCUCACCUGAUAGCCAUUUGGACAAAGAGCAGCACCCACAUGACAACCAUGACAUGAGGACUGAACACAACCACUCCUGUUUGAGCAGAGAAUGUAACGACCACUCACAAGACAAAAGCCAGACAAGUUGCAGGUCUAUGAACACAGACUCAAGUGAGACUGGGUCUGAAACCUAUGAAUGUAAUAACUCCUCGGGGCAGGAGGCCCAGGAUGAGCCAUCAUAACAGCUGCAGCUAAACAACUCACAGCCAGGCCGGUCUAACAGGCUCAGAAGGACGUGCAGAGCACUGUGGGACAGCUCCACAGAGGACAGCUCUUUUCUCUGACUGCUUUAAUCUGAUGGCCAAGUCAGGGUACAUCGACAAAGCACAGUUUUCAGGGAUAAAAACACUUUCUAAAGACUUCUGUGCCUUUUCAAACAAGUGAGAGAGAAGUUAAAGAGUCAUUAAAGUGUAUGUGGAGGACUAAUAAAUGGAAAACCUGCAGAGACAUUUUACAUGAUCUGUAUGUCAUUUAAUGACAGCUGCCUAGCACAUAAGAUUAGCCUCAUAUUGCUCUGUGAACCAGUAUUUAUGUAGUUUCAAUAAGAGCCCCACACAUGUUGAUAUUUCAGAGUUAAGUUUCAAUUGUGUUGACCGGAAAUUGUUUUUUUAAAAUAGCACAUGACAGAAACAAACAUUUUUGAUAAGGAUUCUUUAAAUUCCACAAAGUUUGUCAGUGCUUUCAGGUGGACAGAUUUUGUAAUGGCAACACUGUUCCUAAAUUACCUGACAUGUCUUUGGCAUUUCUGUGCUACAAUUUCUCUUUACUUAUCAGUCAACAUCUAUGAUGAUAUUAGUAUAUCGGUGAUAAGCUAAAAUUGGCCGGCCAAUUUAUCAAUUGAGGUCUAGUGUCAGCUUAGUCUAGAAUCUGUGAAUCAUAUGGCACUUUAUACUUUAAGCUACACUGCAUGGGUAAAUUAUUUAUCUGAAUGCCUUGCAUAUUUUCUGUUGAAAUGUUUCAGAGCACCUCUAACAUACUGAGCUGUGAACAUACAAGUACAACUGUAAAUUAAUAAAGAGAAAUAUAAACUAA
This is a messenger RNA of Epinephelus lanceolatus (giant grouper), 3331 nucleotides long. RefSeq names its product LIM domain kinase 1-like. Gene Ontology annotation, cellular component: neuron projection; cytoplasm; nucleus. NCBI's taxonomy places the organism in Eukaryota, Metazoa, Chordata, Actinopteri, Perciformes, Serranidae. The record is from RefSeq and is a predicted model, not a curated record. Gene Ontology annotation, molecular function: protein serine/threonine kinase activity; ATP binding; protein binding. Gene Ontology annotation, biological process: positive regulation of stress fiber assembly; protein phosphorylation; actin cytoskeleton organization.